CGGAAGCGGAAGCGGUGAGCGGUGCUGGGGAGGCCCGGGCGGUGAGUGGGUCCCGGCGUGGCGGGUUCGGGGCCCCGCUGAGUCGGGCCCGGGGGUCCCGGGGGUCCCGGCACCUGCAGGCUGCGUGUCGGCGUUUGGUGAGCGGGUCAGGGCGGUGAGGGCUUGAAGUACCCGGCGAAGGGUCCGUUCCGUCGAGUCCCUGUGGUCGGCCGAUCAAGGUCCCGGUUUGCGGGGCUCUGUGAGCCCCAGUGCCCGCCGAGGGACUGGGCUUGGUGGGAUCCGUGCCUGUGCCCGGUGAGGGGCUGAGCUGUGCCAAGCCCCAGCGCUCGGCGAGGGCCCGGAGCCUCAUGAGGAGCCCGGUGUGGGGGUCUUUAACGAGCCCCGGUGGGGGAACCGGGAGGCUGUGCCCCGGAACCCAGUCAGAAGUCCCGGGCUGCCGGGCUGUGUGAGCCCCGCUGUCCGGUGAGGGUCCCGGUCCGGGGGUUCUGACCCACCCAGGGCCCGCUGAGGGGUCCGGAUGUGCUGGGUUCUGUGAGCCCCAGUGCCCGCUGAGGUUUCGGGGUGGUGGAGCCCCCGAUCCCCGCUCAAGCAGCUCAGUGUGGGGGACCCUGCCGGGCCCUGGAGCCUGGUGCCGGCCCCUGCCCAGCCAUCCCGGCUGUGACAGCUCCCCGUGCCCGCCCCGCCAUGCCGGCCCAGGGCCCCGCGGGGUCCCGCCGGCCGCUGCUGGCCCUGCUGGUCGCGCUGGGCUGGCUGCUGGCCCUGCAGCUGCUGCUGGACCUGCGGGCGCUGGGGCUGCUGUGCGGGGCGCUGGCCGUGCUCGGAGCCUGGCUGGGCCCCCCGGCCCUGGGUCCCCGCGGCCGCCGGCUGCGGCUGGAGCGCUUCGUGAGCUCCCUGCGCGCCCCCGCCUGCAGCCCUGCGGACGAGGGCCGGCUGGAGAAGGAGAUCGCCAGCACCGUCCGUAAGGUGGUGCGGGAUUUCGUGGCCUCCUGGUACCGCACGGUGAGCAGAGAGCCGGCCUUCGAGGCCGAGGUGGAGCGGGCCAUGCUGGGGCUGGCGGCGGAGCUGAGGCGGCGGAUGAGGAGGGUGGACCGGCGAGCCCUGGCCCGCCGCCUGCUCCUGCUCUGCGGGCAGCACCUGCAGAGCUUCCUGCGGGCACGGGAUGCCCUGAGGGCCGACCCCAAGGGGGGCCGGACGCUGUGGAGGGAGUACAGCCGGCUGGCAGGGCCGCACCCCGCUCUGCUGAGCCCCGCAGCCGAGGUGGGCUGUGCCCGGGCCGCUGUGGACACGCUGCUGCGGGCGCUGGUGCCCUGGCCGCACCUGGAGACACGAACGGGACGUUUUGUUGUGGUGGAGCUGGUGGCCUGCAAUGUGCUGCUGCCGGCCAUCAGGAAGAUGUCUGAUCCCGACUGGAUCAACCUGCUGCUCAUUGGGGCGUUUUCCAAGAAGCCUCGGGGUGGGAAGCCCCACCCUGCACCCCCAGUGCCCGACUCCUUGCCUUUCCCGGCGCAGACGGACGCAGCUCCUGCCGGGUUUCCCCCGUCCCCGAGGGUUGCGGAGGCGCUCAGGAGAGAGGCAGGGGCUGCUGGAGAGGAGGGAGAGGAGGUGAGCAGGUCAUGCCAUGCAGAGGAACCCUUCCUGCGCCCCCAAGCCCUGGGAUCGCUCUUCCCCUGUGAGGGUUUGGAGCUGGAAUCCCCUGCACCUGACGUGGGGCAGGACAUGGAGCUGCUGGCUCCCUCCCCCGCUGGAGAGCUCCUUGAUGAGCCCCCCCAGGACCCCUCUGUACCAGAGGGACCACUUGCCUCGGAAGAUGGCACAGGGGACCUGGACCAGGGCCCUGGCCCCAGCUCGGAUGUUGGCCUGCUUCCCACGUCUGCUUUGAGCUCCUGCCCUGACAUCCAGAUCGAGCCAGCGCUUGAGAAGGAGGAGGAAAGCCCAGCUGUCCCCAGGAGGUUCUCCUCACAAAGACCCUCCAGCCUGGGGAGAGAUCUGGGGGCAGCAGAGGGCCCAGCACAGUUUCCCCCAGAGCCUGGGCAGAGCCUGCCCCUGCUCUCAUCCUCCCCAACAGCUUCCAUGAGCACCUUCAGCUUCGAGCCCCUGAGCAGCCCUGAUGGGCCAGUCGUCAUCCAGAACCUGCGGAUAACCGGGACCAUCACGGCCAGGGAGCACAGCGGGACCGGCUUCCACCCCUACACCCUGUACACCGUCAAGUAUGAGACAGCCCUGGAGAGCGAGGCCGCGGGCAGCCUGCAGCAGGUGGCUUACCACACCGUGAACCGCCGCUACCGCGAGUUCCUCAACCUCCAGACCAGGCUGGAGGAGAAGCCGGAGCUCCGCAAGUUCCUGAAAAACAUCAAAGGCCCAAAGAAACUAUUCCCUGAUCUGCCAUUUGGAAACAUGGACAGUGAUAAAGUGGAAGCCAGGAAAAGCCUGCUGGAAUCUUUCCUGAAGCAAUUGUGUGCAGUCCCUGAGAUUGCAAACAGUGAGGAGGUGCAGGAAUUCCUGGCCCUCAACACCGACGCAAGAAUCGCCUUCGUCAAGAAGCCCUUUGUUGUCUCCAGGAUAGACAAGAUUGUUGUCAAUGCCAUCGUGGACACCUUGAAGACAGCGUUCCCCAGGUCAGAGCCCCAGAGCCCCACGGAGGAUCUGAGUGAGUCAGAAGUGGAUGGGAAAUCCCAGACAGACGGGAAGAAAGCGACCAAGUCCAGGCUGAGAUUCUCAUCCAGUAAAAUCACUCCAGUGCUGAGUGUGAGUGAAGCUCAGGACAGGAUCGUGUACUCCGUCAGGGAGGGCAGCGCUGUCUCUGGCAGCCUGUCACUGGCUGCUAUGGAAUCCUUCAUCCAGAAGCAGGAGAAGCUGCUGGAAGCAGCCCCCAGCAAAGCUCCUGAAGGCGAGGGAGGCAGAGAAGCCAAGGAAAUCUCUGUGCAGGAAGAAAUGGAUGGGCUGAGCACAGCAGAGCAGGGAGCACAUGUGGACACUGACUCUGACUCUGAGACAGCUUUGGCUGACCUGGCCCUGGACGUGCUUCGUCUGGUGCUGGUGGAUCACUGGAGCUGGCUGUGCACAGAGAACAUCCAGAAGGUCUUCAACCUGCUCUUUGGGACCCUUGUUCAAAGGUGGCUGGAAGUGCAGAUGGUCACCCUGACCUGCACCCAGCGCUGGGUCCAGUACCUCCAGUUGCUGCAGGAGUCCAUCUGGCCUGGAGGAGUUUUACCAGCAGUGCCUAAACCCCCCAGGACAGAGGAGCAGAAGAAGGCAACAGCAGAGCAGGCCCUGCAGAGCCUGAUGGGGAUCCUGCCCAAUGUGAUCCAAGAAAUCCUUGGGACCAGUAAGUGUCGGAUGAGCUGGAACCUGGUGCUGGAGUCUCUGAGCCAGCCUGUGAUAAACAGGCACCUGGUGUUCUGCCUCCUGGACAUUCUGCUGGAGUUCUUGGUUCUGAAGGAGCCUGAGGCUGCAGCUGCCACACCGUGUGCCUGCAGUGGCCUGGACAAAGGUGUCCCAGCACUUUAACCAGGGCUGGUGCCCCAGCAGUGGAGAAGUGCCACAGGCAUGGAGGGAUUGGAUUUUCAGCCUUUAUUGAACAUGCCUGGAAGCUUCUUGUAAGGAAUUUCUCCAGCCAGUGCUAAAUGAAGCUGCUUCCAGACUUCUCUGUUCCAGCUGGGUGGUGGAUCAAACCCAGAGUGAGGGGUCAAAGAUGUUGUGCAGCAUCUGUUCCAUUGCUGACCUGAUGGAGAGCCUGGAAUGAACCAGCCUAACCAGUUGGAGAAGGAUCCACAAACCCCAAGGGCCUUGUCCCACCCUUCUGAACAUCUCUCACAUCUACAGGCAGAGAAGGCAGGAGAUUUGCUUUUGUGCUGUGGGGUCCACCUGGCACUGAGAGAGUUGGUGUGAUGGGAUGUUGCUGAUGAAUGUUUCUGCAGGUGAAGGGAGGUGCAGUGCUGUCCCUGCUGUGUGAGCAGCCUGCCCUGUGCCUGCUCUGCACCACCCACGGCACCAGAAGGAAGAUGAGGAAAGGAUGGAGUGUGGAGAUGUGGCCUGAACUUCAGCAUCCAACUCUCCAAAUACCCGGAGGUGAGAGCAGGGCUCAAAGGUGCUGCCCUGCCCUGGGGACACAGAUCAGCUGCUUCUCCCUUCCACUGCUCUAGUUCUCCACUGAACAGUAGGGUGCAGGCAGGCUGUGAUCCUGGGAAACAGACUCUCCUCUGGCUAGGGAGGAGUGGUAGCUUGGCUGAACUUCAGGAUUCGCUUAUACUGUGCUGUCUGAGUCACCUUUUAGUCCCUAGGAUAAUCACCUGGAAGGCACAGGACAAAAGGAGCUGACCCAUGUGGGGCACAGCAAGUAAAUCAGCUCUGGAUGAUUUACUCCAGCUCAGGAAGCUGUGGAAGAGGAAUGAGUACCCUGAGCCCAGGGGGAAUCCUGGGUGUGUGUCAUGGACAGGCAGUGGGUUAGAGCCCAGCAAAGGGCCUGUGAGCACUGCCUGAGCCCUGCUGUUCACUGGGCUUUGCUUUGCAGUGCUGCUGCUGCAGCAGCUCCGAGCAGGGCUCUGGGAAGCUGCUCAGGUCAUGGAACGUGGAUUUGGAGCUGCCAAGUUGUCCAGGACUUGAGUGGUUUUGUGAGCAUUUAAUGUUGCUCAGCAAUCAGGUUCCUGUGAGUGCAGGAGGACUCAGAGUGCACCAACAGACCAGUCUGGUGACCUUUGGUGUAUUUUCUGGGAGAAAUAGGGGCUGAGCAGUGCUGGCUGUGGCUGCUGGAGGUGUUCUCUGCAGAUCAAAGGAGACACCACGCAGGAUCACGUGUAGUGUCUGUGCUGCAGGACCAGAUGGGUUCAUCUCUCACAGCCAUGGAAGAGUUGGUUCUGCAUGCCUGCAGUUCCUUGGAGCUGGAUGCUCCAUGGUGUGUUUGGACAGAAGGCAUUUUAACUCCAGCAUUCCUGUUCUGCUCUUCCCAAAGGAGCUGCUCAAUAAUGGAUACACAACAGUGUGAGCUACUCUGUGCUUCUGCUGUGUGAAAAUACAGGGAGGGAUCAUUUUGCUGCAAGCAAACAGAUUUUUAGGGAGCUGUAAGGACAUCCCAAGGGCAGGCAGAAUCCAAUGUCAUGAAGAAAAUCAAUUCUGCAUCACUCUUGGAGCCAUUUCUCUCCAGGGAGGCUUUGGAGAUGGCUGGAGUGGUUGGAGAUGGAAUGGAGGAUUGGCCACCUGCUUGGAGAAGAAAAGAGGUGUUUGCUAAGUAAUUUAAGAGUGGCUGAGGUAGAGAUUGCUUUGGGAUAAUCCCAAAUGGCCAAGCAGCAGUCUGGGAAGCAGGACUCGGAUAUAUCCUUAAAUAUCUGCUUGGAGCAGCUGCUUCACCUUGUCUGUCACUGCCAAGCUCCUGUUUCCCUCCUUUUUCCUCCUGUUUCCAUUUCCCACCCCGGGAGGGGGACAAGGCCCCAUCAGCCAGAGAUGAUGCAGCAGAGCCCUGUUACACUUGGUGACUUCCCACAUGUUCCUGGUGCUCUUGUUUGCUGUUGCUUCCUAAUUAAUUGUGUGGCUUCGGAGCUCCAGGACUGUGGUCUGUCAUUGAUUAAGGAUAAUAUAUAUAAAAUUUAUAUAUAAAUAUAAAAAAUAAGAGGCUUGGCUGAAGAGGAUCAUGGAGAACAAAUUAUCCAUUGCCAGCUCCAGGUUAGAGCAAAAGUCUAAAACAGUCCCUGUACACACUGGAUGUGGCACUGGAAGGAUGAGCUGACACUUCUCCAUUGCCAGGAAGCCCAAAUUCUCCCUGCUUUUAACCCCCAUCUCUGAAAUGAUGCAAAUGACUGAAUAUUCAGUCCUCCAGGUAAAAACAGUUUGUGAUUACUGCCAGUUUGGGAGCUGGUGCUUUGCUGGGCUGGUGCAGCGAUGAUUUGGGGUUGUCCAGCAGCAACAUCCCACUCUGUGUUGAGGUACAAAGAGCUGGGACACAGAGAGGGAAAGGAGGUUGACUUCUGAGCACUCUCAAGGCAGAGAGGAUUUGGGAACAGACCUAAGGAGUUUGAAUUGCAAAUUGGUUGUUUUACUCUCAAGAAUCCCCUUUCUUGUCUCAGAUAUGAGGGGUUUGAGCCCUUUCUCAUGCUCUCACUGGCUGGGCUUCAAAUUCCCAUUCUCUCCUUGGGAGAUGGUAGUGCAGCCUUAGAGCUGAGGGAAAGUGCCCAGGAGCAAAUAACCCCUCUCUGCAUCGUGUUGUUAAGGAGUAAAACAAAUCCAAUAAAAAGCUCAGCUUUUCCUUUUA
Molecule: messenger RNA, 6241 nt
Organism: Poecile atricapillus (Black-capped chickadee)
Lineage: Eukaryota; Metazoa; Chordata; Aves; Passeriformes; Paridae
Gene: SNX19
Product: sorting nexin 19
Exons: 11
Coding region: 685-3507 (940 amino acids)
Cellular component (GO): intracellular membrane-bounded organelle; early endosome membrane
Molecular function (GO): phosphatidylinositol binding
Source: RefSeq, a predicted model, not a curated record